This is a messenger RNA of Cryptosporidium muris RN66, 435 nucleotides long. Its product is annotated as RNA polymerase II B8 subunit, putative. NCBI's taxonomy places the organism in Eukaryota, Apicomplexa, Conoidasida, Eucoccidiorida, Cryptosporidiidae. Bases 1 to 435 code for a protein of 144 amino acids. Gene Ontology annotation, cellular component: RNA polymerase I complex; RNA polymerase II, core complex; RNA polymerase III complex. The record is from RefSeq and is a predicted model, not a curated record. Gene Ontology annotation, molecular function: DNA-directed RNA polymerase activity. Gene Ontology annotation, biological process: DNA-templated transcription. The transcript has a single exon.
AUGUCCCUUCCUUCAUGCUUAUUUGAAGAUAGAUUUACAGUAAAUAGUGUGGAUAGUGGUAAAUUUGAACGUAUAGGGAGAAUCCGUGGAAAAAGUGUUGGUUUAGAUGCAGAUUUAAUAUUAGAUAUUAAUAGCGAUCUAUUUCCAGUAAGAGAAAAGGAAAGCCUCUAUAUUGGUCUCUCAACUCAAGUAUCGCAGAAUCCAAGUGAUGUAGUUUGGGAUAGUGCUGCACCCCAAACAUUAAUGGACCAAUAUGACUAUGUAAUGUAUGGGAAGAUAUAUCGUGUUGAAGAGAAACAAUCCGAUAGGAGAACCUUAUAUGCAUCUUAUGGAGGUCUUUUAAUGGCAUUAACUGCAGAUAAAAACCUUGUUGGAGACUUCACGCUUGAUAUGAGGCUAUAUUGUCUAGUUAGAAGAUCUGAAGAUAUAAUUUAA